CUAGUUGAAAAAAUGGCUGAAAUCCAAGUGUGUGUGUGAAGGAAACUGUGUGAGAAAAAUUUGCGUUUGCUACCAAUUCGGAAAUAACAGCGUUGGGGCUACAAAAUAAGGAAGCAUUGCCCAUUGGCUACCGCACCUGCCAUUUACACGAUUCUCCACGGAAGAGGUUGAGCAGCAAACCCCAGGCGGAGUUCCCUAAAAUUGGCAAUUGAUGCCACUCACGGAAAUCGGCACCCUGCACUCUUCGGUCAAAGCGGCCUGCAAUUACAGACAAGCCAGGCCGAAAGGCGACUUUUCGGGCUCCGGCUGGGAAUCGUAUCGAAAAUGUCGCCAAGAGCAGAGACUAUCAAGAGCGGAUAACUAGAUGCAAAUCGGGCGAAGAGCACUCCCUAUAUGUAAUAUAUAUGUAAUACACACGCGCCUGCCCCGCCGACAGUGUACACACAUCAAUAUAUCGGCUUGAUACACACAUACGCAGUUGCAUCAGCAUGUCCGACCGUGAUUCCGAAUCCGACGCUAGUCCGCCCCUGAGUCAUCAGCGCGGGCAGCGGAACCGGCGCAUCAUCAUGCGGAUCGAGUUCAAGGACUCGGAGGACACGGCGUCGGACCACGACCUGGAUGAGCGCCCAUCCUGCUCCACGGCGACGCGGCUGAGACCCAUCUCCCGUCGACAGGAGGUGGAUUCGGAUUCGGCCUCCGUGCCCCGGAAGUCUAGGCGGAAGCUGCGCAGUCGCUACGGACCGCGGAGCGAUUGCUCGUCCAGUGGAAGCGAGAUCGAUCACCGGGCCACGCGAUGCAGCAAACGAAAGAAGGUAGAAUCCUCCGAUGAGGAGGAGACCGAGCGGACGCCCAGCACGGUUGGAAGACUCCAGCCUACGCCCGCUGACCCCGAUAACGGCUUUAGUUCCGACAGCAGCAGUAACGAUCUGCUGGAGAAGUGUCCUAUUUGCUUGCUUACUUUCCGGCAGCAAGAGAUUGGUACGCCAGCAACCUGCGAGCACAUAUUCUGCGCGGCCUGUAUCGACGCCUGGUCUCGAAAUGUCCAAACUUGUCCCAUUGACCGCAUUUCAUUCGAUCGGAUUGUAGUGCGGGACUCGUACGCUAGUCGCCAGGUGGUAAGAGAAGUUCGGGUGGACCUGAGUAAGUCCAAAACCGAAUUGGUCACAGAUGAAGAUGCAGAUGCCGCUGCGGUUUCCGAAGAGGAAGUCACCAACUGCGAAAUCUGCGAGAGUCCGGAGCGGGAGGAUGUGAUGUUGCUGUGCGACAGCUGCAAUCAGGGAUACCACAUGGACUGCCUAGAGCCGCAGCUGCACGAGAUCCCUGCUGGCUCGUGGUAUUGCGACAACUGUAUUGACUCCGACGGAGAGGAUGAUAAUGAGGAGCUGGAGCUGGCUGACGAUUUGAGUCAGCUAUACGAUGAUAUUAGAGGUAUGGGCUUGCCGGAGACUCGUCUCAGGGUACGUGAGGUGCAGGAACCGCCAAGAAUCUUGCGGACCCGUCAAAACGAACGCAUUAGGGCUGCUGUACUGCGACGCACUCGCUCAGGCGCUGCGUCUGCUGAAGAUUCCACACUGACCCGAACUCGUACCCGCACCACCACCACUACCACAACCACGACUACAACUAGCCGGCGCACAACUACAAGCACGAAUAAAAGACCUGUUCAGCGUCGGCGACGAAGAAGGACUCGCCAACGCACCUACGUGGUCGAGUACGAUCUGAACAACUUUGACGAAAAGUUUGCCCUUAAAACGAGCAAGAAAGUGAUAAGACGACGUAGGCGCCGGCGUCGUCGUGGCGUUGCCACUGCCUCGAGUGAGGGGCCUGGUCGACGUCUUACAGCCAGCAAGCGACUUGCAGAGCAGAUGGGAGUAAAAUCGGAAGGAGUUCAACGUUCUCAUCUAAGUGGUGGAACAGCCUCCAGUUUCUCACUCUUUGGGAAUGCGAACGACUUGGAAUAUUUCAGCGAUAGUGAUCCAGAUGUAGUCGGCAAUAUCAGUUCUGCUGGACUCGGAUCGACUGCAGUGCAAACCACAGUGCGGAUUGCUAGUAUUGGAGCACCGCGAAUCCGAACAGCCUUGCUCCAGGGCAAGGCACGCAUAGCAGCGCCACCCUUAGGUCCGACUGCAGCUGCCGCUGGAGACAUACUGUCCACCAUUAUGGAUCUGCAGGAUCGCUGGCAUGAUGCCUCGCGUAACCUAGGCGAAGUGCAUAUUAGGGCGGAUGGUACCCUCAAUCUUCCCCACAGACCUGCACUUUCAACGAAAGCAGCACCUGCGCCAAUGACAGGUGUUUCUAAGACCGAGGAGCAUCUAACCCAGGCUCCGCUUUACCAGCGGGGAGGAGGAGGACCGAACUUUAACAGAGGCGGAGGGGCAGGCUCAAGUGAUAGCUUCAACAAUCGUUACAGCGGCAAUAAUAGUUACCGCGGAGGUGGUGCUGGAGGUGGCGGAGGCGGCGACGGAGGAUCUGGCGGUGGUGGUGGUGUGCCCAGCAGUAGCGGCGGAGCUUCCUCGCGACAAUUGACCGGUGGUGGAGACGGUCAAGGAGGCGGUGGCUUCAGCAACCAGAACUUUAGCAGCCCCAGUGCCAACAACAAUAGCAACUCUAAUGUGUCGAGCUUUACUCCGUUCCACCUACGUUUCAACACGCCCAACCGCCAGCAGCAAGCACGCCAGCAACCAAACCAAACCACUCCCCCUUUCCGUGGAAGUGCACCACACCCGGCCCCAGUAGCGUCGUCAUCAAACAGUUUUUCAGUACAGACUCCAAUGUUCGCACCUCCCGUAAAUCAUCAUGCCAACCCAGUGAUGGGUAUGCCAGUAGUGCUGUCCAUACCACCUCCGCCCAUGCCACCUGCCAGCCUUCCCUGGAAUAGUCCUCUCUUCAAGAUGAACCCACUCCAGCAGGCACCGGUGAAACCCAACGAUCGUAAUAAAAAUGAGGACGUCGACAAUUGCCCGAACUUCUCAAUUUACUCGCAGGAGUCGCAGGCGGUUGCUAAUGCAUCGGCGAUGCCGUCAGGGGUUUCACAAGGACCAGCGGAUUCAUCUGAUAAGGAUGAUGACGACAUGAAUGAAGAUUUAGUACAAUUAGAUGAUGAUGAUGAGGAUACGAAUAUACCAUUGCCUUUGGGACCGGAGCCUGAACCCGUCCCCGAAAAAGUUCAUGAUGAUGACCUGUACGAGCCAGAGAAUCCAACCGAAGAACCUGAUGAAUCCGAAAUGGUCGAAGAGUCCUGUACCACCGUUCCGAAGGAAAAAUCGGAGUCUUCCGAUCACGAGCCUUGCAACUCCAUCGUGGGAGCUGCACCCUCAGGGGAGAAAGAUACUGAGGAAGCUAAGAUGCGCAGCACUCCCAGCCCACUGGUCAAAGAGGAUCGCGUUGCGGAUCGAGAUCGGGGCAAGGGAGUACUAGAGCUUUAUGAUGAUAGCGACUGGGAGGAAUUAGACAUUGACAAACCGAAAGAGUUCGAAAAGGCGCUGGUUGCGGAAACGGAGGCACAAGCCAGCCCUAAGACAGCUCCGCCUAAGAGACCAGCUUUAAAGAAGGAUGCAAGUUUAGAGAAAGAAGCCAACGCAAGUGGUAGUGAGCACGAGCAGGAUCGCUCGUACACGCCGUGCCUGGACGAAAAGAAUUUGGCAGAUGAAGAAGAGGCUGGGGCAGCGCAUAAAAAUAACUCUAGAACGAGUCCCAAGCCUCGAUUGUCUAAAGCUUCCGACGACGAGGAUGAACCAGAGAAAGCUAUCGGUACGGAUAUUCAGUCAGAGGAUGAAUUGAACAACGAGAACGUGCCAAAGCGACGCAGUCGAAGCCGGGGCCAGGGCAACAAUGAAAAAUCAAAGUCAAAGUCGCGUUCAAAACGCAACAAGGCCGAAACUUUCAAAAAGGUCGGAAAGCGACAAAAGGAUCGCAACUACCGUGGCGACAAGCCGGAGCCAGAUCGAAGCCCUCGUUCAGGCUCCAGAAGUCUCACUCCAAAGAUCCGUUCUAAGAGCCCGAGAGUCAGCAAAAGCAUUAGUCGCAGUAGGAGUGGAAGCAGGAGCAUAAGUAAGAGCAAGAGUAAGAGCAGAACCAGGAGCAGGAGCAGAAGUCGUUCCCCAAGUCGCAAUAGAAACAGGCGUCGACGUAACAGCCGCUCCAAGUCCUACUCCCGCUCUCAUUCUAGGUCACGAUCGCGUUCCAACUCGCAUAGCCGCCAGAGAUUUUCGUUUCGAGGAAGGGACCACCAGCGUGGCUUUAUCCGUGGCCGUGGAGGUCUGCGUUUUAACUACCGCAACCAACAAUACCACAACAGACCGUUCCAGCAUUACGGUCAGAAUUAUCACCAAAAUCAAAACUACCACAAUCAGCACCAACAAUAUUUUCACUACAAUCAGCAUGGCCAGCAACAGCAGUUCUUUCAUCGUCCCAAACGAAGAGAACUACCUCGCUAUGAUGUUCGUAAUGUGGUGGGAGCAUCGAGACAUCAACCACAGGCCAAGGAUCGCUAUGGACGUGACGCAAUGCGGUCCCACAGAAGUCGUUCGGGAAGGCGAAACUCACGCAGUUUCUCGCGAAGCGUUUCUCGUGACUCAAGGGGUUCUCUGCGAUCUGGUUCGCCCAAGCGACGCAGCUUUAGCAUCUCGCCGACGCCACCGCCAGGAACUUCACCAUCUCCUCAUAAACAAGGCGUGGGCCGUCGAACCUCUCCGAGCAGACGCUAUGUCCGCUCACCCUCACCAGUACCGUCUCCCCCCAAUGAAAGGCUGCAUAGUCCAGUUCAAUCUGUUCACUCGAGAGGAACGCGUUCGCACACACCUAACCGCAUCAAUGGUGAUGGUAAUAGAUCACCCCUAUAUAUGGACUCGCCGCGCUACACGCCACGGUUAAGUCGCAGCAGGAGCAGAAGUCGUUCCGCGAGUCCCAAGGAUCUGCCCAAGAAGAAAAAAAGGAAGUCCGAUAAAAAGAAAAAGAAGAAGAGGACGGGCAGUGGCAGUCCGACGACAGCAGCGCGGAUGCGACGAAUCUCACGACAACGUGAUCCCUUUGAGGAUGCUGACGACUUCCUUGCUCCCCAGAGAAAACGAAAGAAGGGAGGAAUGCCUACUGGUCAGUGGUCCCCAUCGCCAUCACCCGGUCGCUGCGAUUUCCUGCACGACAGCGCCGUCCAGGAUAAAAAUCCGUCUUGGACGCCUCCGCUGGGAUCUCCAAAAGGAUCAGGCGGCCAUUAUAAUAAUGAUGGCGCGUUAACGCCCAAAAAAACGAAGCGCAAGCGGGACAAGAGCAAAAAGAAGAAGAAACAACAUCAGCUGGAGAAGCCACGCAAAGAAAAGAAACGUAAACGUCGUACCCAGACACCAGAACCUCUGCCAUCGAAGGAGGUAUUUGCUUCAGGCAACAAUAUUCUGGUGAGCGUAAGCUUCAACAAAGAUUCGACCACAAACAAUGCGAGCGCCACGCUGGGCUCCCAGCAGCAGUCUGUAGUUGCAAUCCCACCCGGCAGGGAGGAUCUGUUGAGCAAUCGCAUGGCCUCCAUGGCCUCCAAUAGCAAAAUUGGCAGUGCUGUGGGAGCAAUAAAGAAGACGAAGCGUAAACGUAAAAAAUUGGAGGCUAAGCCAGUGGCUAUCAUUGAUUUGGAACGCUCGCCCUUCCAAGUUCAUCAGGAGCCGGCAGAUGUCAUUGUGCUCACAGACAGCGAGGAUGCGACAGACCCACUCUCAUCGAGAAGGGAAAGGGAGCGAGACAGGGAUCACGAUCUUAUGAGGGAAAAUGGGCAAAGGGAAAAGACACCACAGGUGGGUUCCCUGGACGCAAUCAUGGAGACCUCGUAUGAGAACAUGACGCAGUCAACUGGUCCUAAGACACCACCUGAACCGCCUCUCGUCAAGUUCAGCCUGCCUACCAAAAAGUUGCAGCACAAGGUGCGCAACAACCCGCUUCACGAAGACGUUGAUGAUAUUAACUCUGCAGACGAGCUGGAGGCAUCAUGUUCUAUGGCGCCCGAGGAGCAAACGCCCCAGCACGGCCAUGCCAGUCACGAUGGCGGUCAGAAGAUUGGUCCAAAUACACCGCCAGAGUCGGGACCGUGCUCGCCAGAUGCCUAUGAUCCCUUCGAGCCCACCAAGUCGCCCUCUCUUUCGCCACGUUCGCCGACACCAACUAUGGGCCAAAACCUGGAGCAGCAAACAGCUAGCGUGCCGGCGAGUGGAGCAACCGGAUCGGGAUCUGUGGACAAGGGAGAGAGUGAUGGCACUCAUGUUAAUGUAUCCAAUGCGAGCACCAGCACCCAGACCCAGACGAACGCCCUUAAUCCGGUUGAUCUGGUGAUGGCGUUGAUGAACAAACCGAACCAGAGCGGGCCCAUUCAGCAGGAGAGUGAGGUGAGCUCCGCUCAGUACAUCAGCAGCAGUUCCGUCAGCCUGUCCGUGGGCGUUGGGUCUAGCACGGGCGGCAGCUUAGGAGGUGCAGGUGUAGCCGAUAGCCAUGACAAGUCAGCCGAUGGAAAGACCAUAACCGUUCUUUCUAACGUGUUGCUCACGAGCAGCAGCGUGGUGUCCAGUUCGCAACACAUACCAUCUAUUUCUAGUCCCACUCCGCCUUCGAAGAAACUCACUCCAUUGCCCAAGGCCGGAGGAAGUGUGGCCAGCAGCAGCAGUGGCGUCGGCAACAUGCCCACUACGAGUAGCGGAAUAGGUGGGCCUCGAAACGGCAGUGGCCUCGGAAAUGCCGGAGGAUCCAGCAACGCUUUAGACGACUCCUUCAACAUGGAUAUCGAGAGUCCUUACUCGCCGGGCUCGGCGGACUACGAAGAUCUGUUCGAGCCACCCAUUCCAAUGGAGGGCAGCAGGCGAGCGAAGGGUGGAGCAACCGGAGGGAAAGUAGAAAUUUUCGAUAACCUGUUUGGAAGCAGUUCGCCCGUAGGCAACAUCCGGAUGUCUUCCCGGUACAACACGGCGGUGGGCAAAAAGUCGCAUCGCAGCAAGGCCGACCGAAAAUCUAAAGUUAAAGGUUCAAGAAAUCCCGAUUUAUAUGACGAUGUGCCGAACUCGGCAACAGAUCUACAAAAUAAGGAUAAACUUUUACGGAAGCUAAAUCGGCAGGAACGCGUCGUUGAGGAGGUAAAACUGGUGUUGAAGCCUUACUUUAACAAGAAUGCGAUUACUAAGGAUGACUACAAGGACAUUAUGCGGAGAGCCGUGCCAAAGAUCUGCCACAGUCGGUCUGGUGAAAUUAACCCGCACAAGAUUAAGAAUCUGAUUGACGCCUAUGUAAAGAAAUUCCGGGCAAAGCACAAGAAGUUGAGUCUCCUUAAUACAGGACAAGUUAGCAGUGCGGUUAAGUGUGCAGCCUAUUUGAAAAAACUGUAAGCGAGCAAGCGAUCGCAUAGUAUCUGACACGUUGAAUAGAUAAAUAAAGAGAAUUUGCGGUCGCAUGCAUUCCUACAAUCUACCAUCAAAUGAAACCAACAAUAUUUACCAGCCACCAUCGCAAAACUAAGGAAAAAUAAAAGAAAAACUGAUAAAUUGUCACUAACUAUUGGAAUUUAGUUGUUAAGUCAAUUUUAGGUCACUUUACGAAUGAUUUUAGAAACGUAAGCAAACUGCAGAAGUGAAUAUUUUUAAAUGAUAAGCAAAAGCAGGUUUACCACCCAACUUUCAGUUACCCAACGCACUACAAAACACUUUAUUUAUAUCAAGACUAGUUCAUUAGAUUGUUAAUUUGUACGACACCUGUAAUGAUAAUAUUAUAAUUGUUUUGCAUGAGCACUAACCAAUUGUAAGUAGUUAAGUGAAGGCAAAACCAAUUUGUAUUUUACCUCUGAUAAUUAAAACAUCUGAAAAAAAUUAUUGAUAACCUCAAAAAAACAAGGCUUACAUUGAAUAAGCAGUAAAAUAUUUUUCUUGAACGAAGAUUGUUACAAAACAAUUGUAAUUAUGUAUUCAUACGAAUAACUGCAUAGCCAGUUCUGUUCACGCAGUUCAUCUAUAAGGCACUUGAUUUUGCAUAGUCUGUCAGUCAUACCUUUUUGAAACACAAUUGGUAACAGUAUAUAUACAUCUAGAAAUUGUGCUAAAUCGUUUUGUAAAUAUCCAUAUAAAUAUAAAUAAAAGCGAUCAAUAACUAA
Molecule: messenger RNA, 8107 nt
Organism: Drosophila santomea
Lineage: Eukaryota; Metazoa; Arthropoda; Insecta; Diptera; Drosophilidae
Product: PHD and RING finger domain-containing protein 1
Exons: 7
Coding region: 489-7349 (2286 amino acids)
Source: RefSeq, a predicted model, not a curated record